CCAUGUUCCUUAUCAGCAGUGUCGAUUGCGCAACCAUUUCGUGAAUUCUUCUGCGGCAGCUUCAGUCUCGUCACACGUUCAAAAGAGCCACGAGCUCAUCUAUAACCUAUUCUUCUUCAAUAAAUAUCUCUUCACGUUCGCACUCAUCAAGAUGGGCUGGUUUUGGGCAGACGCUCCUGCGGCCAAGCUUGAAAGGGCGCCUCAUGCAUUCCCAAUCGAGGGCCGAUCACCACCUCCGGAAUGUCCCAUGCACAAGAAGACCGCCGAAGCUUUGGCCCCUCCGUCUGCAUGUCCAGUCAAGCACGAUGCCGUCGCUCCUCCUCCUCCUUCCGCCUGUCCGGUAAAGCACGAUAAGACCGAUGCGCCACUCGCCUCAGCAUGCCCGGUACCUCACGCUGCAUCGAAGCCCACCGCUGAGCCCUCUACGCUGUCCAAGCUGAACCCUCUCAACUGGAUGUUCAGCGACCUGUCGCAGGAGAAGGCGCCGUCACAAACCUUUGCCCUUCCCACAAGUCGUGAGGAGUCGACCAUUCCACGAGGCGAUGGAACCGGAACCUGGGAAUAUCCUUCCCCCCAACAGAUGUACAAUGCUCUUUUGCGCAAGGGAUACAACGACACAGAUAUCACCGCCGUCGAGAGCAUGGUCAGCGUUCACAACUUCCUGAACGAGGGUGCCUGGGCCGAAAUCAUGGAGCACGAGAAGCGCUUCGCAGGUGGCUUGAUGAAAGGCUGGCAGUUGUGUUCUGCUGGUGAGCAGAACUUUGACAAGAUGGCGAGAAAGUAUGGCUACGAAAAGGAGAUUGACGACCUGGCCCCAAGCUUGGUCAGAUUUCAGGGACGGCCUCAAGAAAUGACACCUAAAGCAGCCAUGAUCCAGGUCAUGGGAUGGCUAUACCCUUCCAUGUUUGCGACCGAGCCUCCGUUUGAUCGCCACGACUGGUUCGUAACCAGGGAGGCCAAUGGUCAACAAAAAGAAGUCCGCUACAUCAUUGACUACUACUCCGGCGGCGAGGAGGCCAACGGCGAGCCUGUCUUCUUCCUCGAUGUUCGGCCAGCCGUGACACCCACACAGGCAUGCGAGCGGAUGCUGAGGUGGGGGUGCGACACAUGGUGGAAAGCGUCCGGCGGUGACGUACGUGAACGGGAGAAGCUGGAGGCUCGCAUGAAGGCCAGGUCUUCGUAAGGACCAACAUUCUGAUUUUCAUGCAUCGCGUCCUAUGGAGUUUGGUGGUUGGAAUUUCGACAAGGAUUGUAUACCUUUAUGUGUCGACGGAUCAAAUGAGGUCUGGCCAGGUGAGAGCACACAGGGCCACUUGGUUGCCUUCAUUCUCAUGAUGAACACUUUAAUCUCGUACUGUACUAUCAGUGUAUAUAACCUCAACUCCCCUUCGCAAUGAAGCACUUAUACAUAAACGAAACACUCGUGUAGUCUCAAUCUUAAAAGCUCGCUUAGAAACAGAUCUCAAGCACCAUCCUGGUCCCAUGGGAUCUAUCUGACCAGUUUUGCGACUGAAAAGCGCCUCGAUUGCGGGGAGCGCCAUCCGCCCGCCUGGGAGACUCGGACCGCUGAACCGGACGAAAUGACAACGAACAGCAAAAGGGCUAGACUUUAGCAAUCUUAACAACAAGAUGGUGGACAAAUAAAUACUGGU
Molecule: messenger RNA, 1652 nt
Organism: Truncatella angustata
Lineage: Eukaryota; Fungi; Ascomycota; Sordariomycetes; Amphisphaeriales; Sporocadaceae
Product: cytochrome c/c1 heme-lyase
Exons: 3
Coding region: 152-1183 (343 amino acids)
Biological process (GO): cytochrome c-heme linkage
Cellular component (GO): mitochondrion
Molecular function (GO): holocytochrome-c synthase activity
Source: RefSeq, a predicted model, not a curated record